AAGCGAUUGUUAUUCUCUCUGGCGUUUGUUCCGGGUCAUGCCGCGCGCGUAUUGCAUACAAAAGACUCGACGUCAUUAUACCAGGCACAAAGGAGCAUGUUUGACCGCCAGAUAUUAUCCAGGACUUUGCCCGGAUGUUCCACAGAAACUGGUGUUGUGAUACCUGGUGGCUUGCGCAGGAUGUUGAUCUUCACCCGCAGACAUGCCUCGGCUCACGCCUGA
Molecule: messenger RNA, 222 nt
Organism: Bipolaris victoriae FI3
Lineage: Eukaryota; Fungi; Ascomycota; Dothideomycetes; Pleosporales; Pleosporaceae
Exons: 1
Source: RefSeq, a predicted model, not a curated record